Messenger RNA from Ziziphus jujuba (common jujube), 1403 nucleotides. Its product is annotated as E3 ubiquitin-protein ligase IPI1. The record is from RefSeq and is a predicted model, not a curated record. Bases 78 to 1115 code for a protein of 345 amino acids. Gene Ontology annotation, molecular function: ubiquitin-protein transferase activity. The transcript is spliced from 7 exons. NCBI's taxonomy places the organism in Eukaryota, Viridiplantae, Streptophyta, Magnoliopsida, Rosales, Rhamnaceae.
GCCUAUUCUCAUAAACUAGCUUCCAUUUACGGAGGAAGUGACAACCCAGUUGAUUAACCUGUCUCAAGGAGAGAAAAAUGGCAAUGAAUCCAUGCCCAUAUUUGCAUGUUUGGUCUCCUCCUAACUGCUCCAUCUGCUUGGAGACUGUUGCUCACAACUGUGGCCGUACGGUCGUCAGGCUUCAAUGCUCUCACUUGUUUCAUCUGGAUUGCAUUGGUUCUGCCUUCAAUGUGAAAGGUAUCAUGGAAUGCCCAAAUUGUCGUUCAAUUGAAAACGGUGUCUGGAGGCGUUUCAAUAAUGAAGAGACUGAACAGAACUCAAAUCAGAUUCCAGUUGAGGAUACUCAUGCUGUUCAAGGUUUCCAUGGACUGGAUCCUUAUAGUUUUCAGUGCCCUCAUGGAUGGGAAAGCGAAUUACCACCACCAGAGUAUGAGGAUGCAAUGGACCAUGAUGCUAUCUUUGAGGGUAAUCCUAAUUUCAAUCAUCAACAGAAUGUCCCAUUUGUAACCAGUGAGAUUCCUAUGACUGAAUUCUUGAACAGUAUUGACUACCAUCACCAGCUCUGCAACCACUGUGUUGAAAUUGUUCCGGAGAAUGGCCAUACUAGUUGGGUUAACUGGGUUGCUGAUCCAUCUGCCACCUUGAGAAUUGCUAGACCUGAUUUUCGUGGGAUACCAAUUGAGUUAUUUGACCCAAUGUUUGGUUCACGAGCCCCUCAUGAAAUCGGUCUUAACUCUUCAUUCGGUUUAGCUCAUCAAGGAAGCUACACCCCUGUUUUUUACAACCAUCAAAUGCAGCCACUGAGAAACUCUUCUUCACAAGUCCCACAAGCUCCUGUGUUGUCUCCCAUUAGGAUAACACCAAAUGGAUCAAUAAGCUUGUUUCAAUCAGCAGCAGGGCAACUCCAAAUGCCAUUCCUUGAGGCCAUGAGCCCCUAUGUGCCUUCGAUGAAUGUAAACUUAACCAACCAUAAAAUCUUCGAACCAGCAACUCCUGUUGAUCAUCAUGUCCAAGAAGCAGACAGCAUUGCGCCUCUGCAGCUUUUUCCAGAUGAUAUGGAUCCAUUCCUCCAAGAGAUGCAUGUUCAAUCUGCUAGCACGCCAGAUCAUGCGUAGCAGAUUGACUUGUUGGUGAUAUAGCCAUAAAUAUGGUAAGUUUCAUAGUUUAAGAGUUAUACUCCCUUAAUAAUUACCGCAGCUGGUAAAAAAUCUUUGAUUGGAAGGAUAUAAAGAAAACAAUGCAGCAAGACUAUCUAAUCUGCUUUUUUUAAGUUCUGUCGAUAAUUUUAUGAACCAAUCUCACCUGGUAUGUAAUAAGUUUGAAUUCUGAAAUAUCUUCAUGUGACAUUGUGAUGUUGUAUAAUAAAUAUGCAUGCCAAAACAGUUCUUUUAAGGUUUUUGCAU